Zingiber officinale is the source of this 413-nucleotide messenger RNA. RefSeq names its product DNA-3-methyladenine glycosylase 1-like. Bases 26 to 355 code for a protein of 109 amino acids. The record is from RefSeq and is a predicted model, not a curated record. The transcript has 4 exons. Gene Ontology annotation, molecular function: DNA-3-methyladenine glycosylase activity. Gene Ontology annotation, biological process: base-excision repair. Lineage: Eukaryota; Viridiplantae; Streptophyta; Magnoliopsida; Zingiberales; Zingiberaceae.
UUCUAUUGAGUGUCCCGGCAUUGCCAUGAGCGCCUCCCAAGAAGAGAAGAAGUGCAGCUUCAUAACACUGAGUUCAGAUCCUGUGUAUGUUGCUUAUCAUGAUGAGGAAUGGGGAGUUUCAGUUCAUGAUGACAGGGUGUUGUUUGAGUUGCUUGUUCUAACAGGAGCUCAAGUGGGGAUGGACUGGACUACUAUACUGAAGAAGAGGAAUGAAUUCAGGGUGGCAUUUGCUGAAUUUGAUGCAGAGUCUGUCUCCAAGUUCACAGAGAAGCAGAUGGUUUCCAUCAGUGUGGAACUGAAGCUGGAUUUAGGAAGAGUUAGAGGAAUAUCACUAUCUACUUUGAAACAGAAUUAGUGUUAAUUUUGAUAUUUACUAGCUUCUUAUGUAAUUAAAUACUAAUAUUACUUCAAUG